This is a messenger RNA of Anoplophora glabripennis (Asian longhorned beetle), 1294 nucleotides long. RefSeq names its product inter alpha-trypsin inhibitor, heavy chain 4-like. Lineage: Eukaryota; Metazoa; Arthropoda; Insecta; Coleoptera; Cerambycidae. The annotation marks the transcript as partial. The transcript has 5 exons. The record is from RefSeq and is a predicted model, not a curated record.
GCGGUCGCUAGUGGACAAAGUGCAGGGCACGUUGCCGUAAGUACUAGGAACUCUAAAAAGUUCACAGUAUCGGUGAACGUAGAACCAGAGUCAAAAGUUGUAUUCCUGCUAACAUAUGAAGAACUGUUGGACCGUAGAAACGAUCAGUAUGAAUUAAUUGUUAACAUUCAUCCUGGCCAAAUUGUAAAAGAUUUGAAUGUGAAGGUACAAAUAAAUGAGAGUAGGCCGCUAAAAUUCGUUAGAACUCCCUCUUUGAGGUCUGGAAACGAAAUCAGUAAGAACGAAGAUAAAUUGAAUCCAUCUUCUCAAUUAGAGAUAAUAAAUUCUACAUCAGCUGUAGUUAAAUUUAAUCCGGAUUCAGAAGACCAAAGACAAUUUGCUCGUUAUCUUGGGGAUAAGGAAUCGAGUGGCUUAUCUGGACAAUUUGUCGUUCAAUAUGAUGUAGAGAGAGAUCCACACGGUGGAGAGGUGCUACUUCAAGAUGGAUAUUUUGUACAUUUCUUUGCCCCAACUGACUUGGAACCAUUACCGAAACAUGUUCUACUCGUGCUAGAUACGAGUAGUAGUAUGAGUGGCAGGAAAAUUGAACAGGUGAAAGAUGCUUUAAAAAGCAUACUAAAUGAAUUAAGAGAGCAAGACAUAUUAAGUAUAAUAGAUUUUGGUAGUUCUGUUUCCGUGUGGAAUGUAGCUCAGGAACAAAGAACACCAAUAGAUUAUGGAUAUGGCUUUAAUUAUGAGGAACCAUUUAGUAAAUUAAGUAAAGAAGAGUUUCCAGCUGCUUUAACCGCUGACAAUCAAACCUUAAUUAAAGCAAACCGAGUCAUAGAUAGUCUUCGGGCUUAUGGUAUGACCAACAUAAUUGGUGGUCUGGAAGCAGCUUUAUAUUUGGCAAAAGUAAGACAAGAUCAUCCCUCUGAUAAAAAGUAUCAGCCCGUCAUUAUAUUUUUAACCGACGGUGAUCCAAACGUUGGUGUAUAUUCGACACAAACAAUUACGAAUAUUGUUACACGAUUGAAUACUGAAUCCAAAAUUCCUAUAUAUUCUUUAUCGUUCGGGGAAGACGCCGACAAAGAAUUUUUAAGAAAAUUGUCUUUAAAGAACCAGGGAUUCGCCAGACACAUAUAUGAAGCGGCCGACGCCUCUUUGCAAAUACAAGAGUUUUAUAAGCAAGUUUCAUCUCCAUUGUUGUCCAACAUUACAUUUAAAUAUAACGCCGAAGUCAAGGAAGUCACUAAAACAAAAUUCCCCAUCUACUUCAAAGGAUCGGAAAUUGUUGUUUCUGGACGAUAUGACA